AGCGACUUCAAGCAAGAGCAACCCAUCUUCGAACUAUAUCCACGCGAUCUGCUAUGAAUCGCCCCAAUCUGCAUACAGUCUCACUGUUUGAUCUCAAUGUUGAUGUUAUGAUUUAUAUCGUCUGUUGCUUGCGUCACCUCGACUUGUUUCAUCUAGCCUUGACAUGCAGAGCAUUGCACGAUAUUUGCGAACUUUACGCUUAUAGGCGCGUAUGCCUAACUGGUUUCCCCGCGACAAUAGCAUGGACCUACUUCCUCAAGACACCGGAGGGUAUGAGCUAUCCGACCAUUGGUUGGCUCCUCGUCGAUGUUCAGGUCUCACUGAACGUUAUGCGGGCUACAAAGACCCUGAAUAAUCCGAAGUACAACUCGAACCUCAUUCUUUGCGCCAAAAAUAUGUCGGUUCUACUGGCGGGGACGUAUGCCCAGUUGUCGAAACUCCAGUUCUUCGACCAGGGCGAGUGUUUGCAGCGCAAACCCCGCAUUGCAAACGCCAUCGUCAAAAUGACCAAUCUUGUCGAGUUUGGCAUGUCGCGUAGCGGACAUGGCACACGCUUAUUGAAAAGGAUGAGGCAGCCCCUCCGUAGCUUACAAAUCGGCAAGCCGGGCGGGCUGCCUUCUGCUAUACAACCACCCACCCUCCCGCACCCUGCUAACAGCUUGGCCGAUAUCUCGCAUUUCGCCCAAACCCUCGUGAUACUGGCGCUGGAGGAGUCAUAUCUCUCACAUCUCCAUGGCUCCGGGUCAUUUCCCCGUCUCCGGUAUCUGCACACAACGUACACUCCUGACCAGUCACGACCCGUGCAGUGGUCCCGUGUUAAUGCCAUAUUCCCCGCAUUGCGAUACUUCGUCUACCUGAAGGAGGACAAAUAUCCAUUCACAGGGGUGGAGCGUUCUCGCGCUUACAACAUGGCGAUGGAUUAUCUGGAUGAUGAUCAAUUUCAAGGCUUGUCGCUGCGGGCGGACUGCGAAGGGGCCGAGCGCGUCUGCGAAACUCUUGAUGCGGGGGAAUUGAUUGUGGUAGACGAGUCAAAGCAAGGCUUCAACUUCUCCGUACGGCCGGCGGUGUUACGCUGGUUCCAGCAUAAACCCGAGGAUGCGAGGAAGACCCUUCAAGGUCUGACACGCAGUGUUCCCUCCCUGAAGGUCAUACUCUUUGGCUCACUCGCCGCCAUAUCCGACACGCAUAUGUCAAGAUGCGACGGGAUCUGCAAAGGGUCUGUGACGGACAUGAAGCACCUCCUGCGCGCAUUGCCCAUCGCGAGCCUUAACCUGCGGUUGCAUUCCUCUGUCCUGAACGGCAUGUCUGCUGCCAACCGCUCAAGCUCAGGCCCCGCAGAGGCAUACGCGACGGAGCUUGCCAGCGUGAUACCUCGCUUGAGAUAUAUAAGUCUAUACAUCCUAGGAUCAACGGAACAACAACCAAUCUCGUGGAAAGUUGUCAAGCGGAAGCUCCUUCGCGUCUCGGGAGCGGCCAACCAGCAGUGGAGAGAAUCUCAGCUUCGCGAAUGUUCUGCCUGGGCAAGAGAGGAGUGGCUCGUGGAGCUGUUUCUACAUCCAAAAAAGAAGACCAGACAGGGCAACGCAAUGAAUCUCCACAUAUCGCCAUACUUUACCAGCUACGACGAUGACGAUUAUGAAGCGCCGUACCGCAUUAGGUACUGCGCAGACGAUGAUGAUGAUCGUGCCGUCUGGGAAUAUCUUCAUGGCUAUCGUGACGAAUACUCUUAAAGGCGGUAUGUCAGUGGGAGAAAUAGUACGUGACCACAAGGGGACUGGUAUGCACAACUGUACUGGCGAUUGUGACUGUACGAUCCGACUUCGGGGCGCGUAGUCUAGAAAUUGUGAGGAUAUG
This is a messenger RNA of Punctularia strigosozonata HHB-11173 SS5, 1854 nucleotides long. RefSeq lists its product as uncharacterized. Gene Ontology annotation, molecular function: protein binding. The record is from RefSeq and is a predicted model, not a curated record. Bases 54 to 1730 code for a protein of 558 amino acids. NCBI's taxonomy places the organism in Eukaryota, Fungi, Basidiomycota, Agaricomycetes, Corticiales, Punctulariaceae. The transcript is spliced from 3 exons.